AAAACCCCUCUCGACAUUUUGCGACUCUUCUUCUCCUUAUCCUCUAAAUCUCUCACCGGUCACCGACGACGGGAACUUGGUAGUUACAGGAACAAGAAAUGUCCUCGAAGUUCCCUCUCGGUGUACGCUUCAUCACUCAUUCUCUUCCUUGUACUCGUCUCGCUUCCAUGAAUUCUGGCGCCCUUAUCUAUUCAUUUCGUUCCGUUCCUGUUCUAUCCAAAGCCUUUCCUUUUAGGUUAAAGUACAUUGGAUUAGGUUCCCGGGUCAACUUUUCAACCCGACCAGAGAGAUCUCAACCCGAAUUCGCGCGGCGAAGUGGAGCUGGAGGAGAGAUUCGCGCGUCCAAGAGCUUGAUUGAGGAUGAGGCAGAGCUUAGUGAUUGGGUGAGCGAUUUGAGGACUAGUUCGUUGCGCGGGAAGUUCACGAGCGACGAAGAUAACGCGGAUCCAGAGGUGGUUCGUAGAAACGUAGACAGGGACACCAGUAGGGGUCCAAGGAGAGGAAGGGAAGGCCAAUCUGAUAGGUUCGGUGGUGCGAAAAGGGGAAAGGAAGGUGAAAUGGAUAGGUUUGGGAGUCCGAACAGGAGGAGAACCAGCGGCGAGCCUGCUGAUUCGUUCGGGAACAAGCGGUUAGGUGAUCGAGAAGGUUCAAGGAACGGUCGUGUUCAAGGAAAGAGUAGUGAGUCGUCUUUUCGUGGAAGGAGUGAUAGAAAUGUAGAUUCAGGGUCGUCUUUUCGUGGAAGGAGUGACAAAAAUGUUGACUCAGGGUCGUCUUUUCGUGGUAGGAAUGAUAGAAAUGUAGAUUCAGGGUCGUCUUUUCGUGGAAGGAGUGAUAGAAAUGUAGACUCAGGGUCGUCUUUUCGUGGAAGGAGUGAUAGAAAUGUAGACUCAGGGUCGUCUUUUCGUGGUAGGAAUGAUAGAAAUGUAGACUCAGGGUCGUCUUUUCGUGGUAGGAAUGAUAGAAAUGUAGAAUCAGGGUUUAGGAGAGAGCCAGGUUCCGAAAACAACAGGGGCUUGGGGAAACAGACAAGAGGCUUAAGCCUGGAAGAGGAAGAUAGUAGUGACGAUGACGAGAACAGGGUUGGAUUGGGAAACAUCGAUGAUUUGCCUAGUGAAGAUAGUAGUGAUGAGGAUGAUGAAAAUGAUGAGCCUCUUAUUAAGAAAGCGGCUUCUGCUAAGGCUGUUCAGACUGAUAAGCCAACUGGUGAACAUGUCAAAACUUCAGAUUCUUACUUGUCUAAGACAAGAUUUGAUCAAUUCCCACUCUCUCCCUUAUCGCUAAAAGCCAUCAAGGAUGCGGGAUUUGAGACAAUGACUGUUGUGCAGGAGGCUACUCUUCCUAUCAUUCUCCAAGGUAAAGAUGUCCUAGCCAAGGCCAAAACAGGCACUGGUAAAACCGUUGCAUUUUUGCUUCCAGCAAUUGAAGCUGUUAUCAAAUCUCCUCCUGCAAGCCGGGAUAGUAGGCAACCCCCAAUUAUUGUGCUUGUGGUAUGUCCUACUCGGGAACUUGCCAGUCAAGCUGCGGCAGAGGCAAAUACCUUACUGAAGUAUCACCCCUCUAUUGGUGUUCAAGUUGUGAUUGGAGGCACAAAGCUUCCUACAGAGCAAAGGCGUAUGCAAACGAAUCCUUGCCAGAUCCUUGUGGCUACACCUGGAAGGCUCAAAGACCAUAUUGAAAACACUUCUGGAUUCGCAACAAGAUUGAUGGGUGUGAAAGUCCUUGUGCUUGACGAAGCUGAUCAUCUCUUGGACAUGGGUUUCCGAAGGGACAUUGAGAGGAUAAUUGCCGCUGUUCCUAAGCAGAGACAAACAUUUUUAUUUUCUGCCACCGUACCUGAAGAGGUCCGCCAAAUAUGCCAUGUUGCUCUGAAACGGGAUCAUGAGUUCAUCAAUUGUGUCCAAGAGGGCUCUGGGGAGACACAUCAAAAGGUCACACAAAUGUACAUGAUUGCAUCACUGGAUAGACAUUUUUCGCUUCUACAUGUGCUUCUUAAAGAACACAUCGCAGAUAAUGUGGACUAUAAGGUUAUCAUUUUCUGUACAACUGCUAUGGUGACAAGAUUGGUGGCUGAUCUGCUUAGUCAGCUAAGCCUGAACGUCAGAGAGAUCCAUUCUAGAAAACCGCAGAGUUACAGAACCAGAGUUUCUGAUGAGUUCCGCAAGUCCAAGGCUAUUAUCCUAGUCACAUCUGAUGUAUCUGCUCGUGGUGUGGAUUACCCUGAUGUGUCAUUGGUCGUACAGAUGGGAUUGCCAUCAGACAGGGAGCAGUAUAUACAUAGACUUGGCAGAACCGGGCGGAAAGGGAAGGAAGGGGAAGGAGUCUUAUUGUUGGCACCAUGGGAAGAGUACUUUAUGUCAUCUGUUAAAGACUUGCCCAUCACCAAGUCUCCACUACCGCCAAUAGACCCAGAGGCUGUGAAAAGGGUGCAGAAAGGGCUGAGCCAAGUGGAAAUGAAGAACAAGGAGGCGGCGUAUCAGGCGUGGUUGGGUUACUACAAAUCUCAGAAGAUGAUUGCAAGAGACACGACCAGACUGGUGGAGCUGGCCAAUGAGUUUAGCCGCAGCAUGGGACUUGACAGCCCACCAGCUAUCCCCAAAAAUGUUCUUGGCAAGAUGGGUCUCAAAAACGUUCCUGGUCUUAGAACCAAGUAGAUUUUCUUUUUUCCUAGUGAUCUGCUUUGGUUUUAAAACUUUAAUGUUUUGUAAGUGUAGACGUGUAGUCUCUUGUCAUUCUUGCUACACUCUUAAGACUUCCUAACUAAAAAAUCCUAUAAAAGUUGCCUUCUUAUAAAGGUCUUUUGUUUGUAAUGGC
Molecule: messenger RNA, 2811 nt
Organism: Arabidopsis thaliana (thale cress)
Lineage: Eukaryota; Viridiplantae; Streptophyta; Magnoliopsida; Brassicales; Brassicaceae
Gene: PDE340
Product: P-loop containing nucleoside triphosphate hydrolases superfamily protein
Exons: 10
Coding region: 99-2651 (850 amino acids)
Molecular function (GO): ATP binding; RNA helicase activity; RNA binding
Source: RefSeq, marked reviewed